This is a messenger RNA of Solanum lycopersicum (tomato), 985 nucleotides long. Its product is annotated as probable carbohydrate esterase At4g34215. NCBI's taxonomy places the organism in Eukaryota, Viridiplantae, Streptophyta, Magnoliopsida, Solanales, Solanaceae. The record is from RefSeq and is a predicted model, not a curated record.
GACUUUUAUUUCUAAAAUUUUAAUCUAUGCUUUAACAAAAAUGCUUCCCCUUCUAUUGUUGAUGCUUUUGUCACAUUCGCGGUGGAUAGCCACUGCGAAUGUAACUAGUGAUUGUAAUUCAAUUGCGAAGAAUAUUUUCAUUUUAUCUGGACAAAGCAACAUGUCAGGGCGUGGUGGAGUCUUUAAUCAGACAAGCUCAUCAGGUACGGUUAGUUUAACUUGGGAUGGUAUUGUUCCACCUGAAUGUCAGCCCAAUCCAUCAGUCCUCCGACUAAACGGAGGACUUACAUGGGUUGAGGCUCACGAGCCGUUGCACAAAGAUAUAGAUGUGAAUAAGACUUGUGGGGUUGGACCGGGUAUGUCAUUUGCUAAUAAACUCAAAAUGGAUGACCCGGAUAUCGGAGUGAUUGGAUUGGUCCCUUGCGCGAUAGGAGGGACAAAUAUUACUCAAUGGGUGCGUGGUGGAUGGCUUUAUAACGAAAUGAUUAGGAGGACUAAGGUCGCGUUACAAGGUGGAGGGAUGAUAAGAGGGAUGUUGUGGUACCAAGGGGAGAGUGAUGCAAUUGAUCUUGACGAUGCUAAAUUGUAUAAAGGUAGAUUGAAGAAAUUCUUUAAAGAUGUACGUAGAGAUUUGGAGCUACCUACACUCCCUAUUGUUCAGGUGGCAUUAGCAACAGCACCAGGGCCAUAUAUGGAAGUGAUUAGAAAAGCUCAAUUGGGAAUAAAUCUUCCAAAUGUGAGAUGUGUAGAUGCUAAAGGGCUUCCAAUUGGGCCAGAUAUGUUGCAUCUUACAACUCCAGCACAAGUCCAGCUUGGGGAGAUGUUGGCUAAUGCCUUCCUUCAAAUUCAAAAGGUGUUUCUCCCCUCUUCAAACUAGUUAUUGUGUAAUGUUAGAAGUGUAUUUAAAGGUAAAAAGAAUAAUUUAAAAAAUAGAUGUUUGCUGGUGUUAUUAUUUCUAUGUCAUUCAUACUACAAAUUUUGUUUC